Messenger RNA from Leptopilina boulardi, 3649 nucleotides. Its product is annotated as endothelin-converting enzyme 1-like. Gene Ontology annotation, biological process: protein processing. The record is from RefSeq and is a predicted model, not a curated record. The transcript is spliced from 15 exons. Lineage: Eukaryota; Metazoa; Arthropoda; Insecta; Hymenoptera; Figitidae. Gene Ontology annotation, molecular function: metalloendopeptidase activity. Gene Ontology annotation, cellular component: plasma membrane. The coding region runs from base 1 to 1824 and encodes 607 amino acids.
AUGAGUGAUAGAAUUAAGAAAAGAGGAUUGGAACCAUGGAAGAAAAUUAUAGACAAGAUUGGUGGUUGGCCAAUGGUUAUGAAUACAACUGAAUGGGAAAAAAAAGAAAUCACUUGGCAAGAUGUUGUUUAUUAUUAUGUCGAUAUUAUAGGAGGAUAUGGUUUAUUUAAUAUAGAUACUUCAUAUAAUCCAAAAAAUUCCACACUUCAAAUGAUUUGGAUUACUCAAGAAAAUAAGUUUCUGCCUGACAUCAGUUUUUUGAAUGAUAUGGAAAGUAGUCAUUAUUAUAAUCAAUAUAGUUCAUACAGUCAUGGAAAUAACGAUAAAACAAAAUAUGAAAAUUUUCUAAACAGAGCAAUUUCUAAAUAUUCAGAAUCCGAAGGAAUGAGGGACGAAAAAAAAAUCGAAAUUGAAAGUAGAAAUUUGUAUGAGUUUAUUAAAUCCUUGGAGAAGCUUAAAUUAACUCAAAAUGAAAGAAGAGAAUUUGAAUACGAAAUAAUGCGAAUUAGCGAUUUUCAGAAUUUUUAUAAUCAUAACAAUACUAAUGCAAGCACAAUAUCAAAGAUUAAUUGGCUCGAAAUGAUUAAAGCCACUUACAAUAAUACUAAUGUUGUUAUUGAUGAAUCAGAAGAAAUAAUUGUAUAUGACAAACCUUACUUCAAUAAAUUAAGUCAACUACUAGAAAAAACACCUCAAAGAACAAUUGUCAAUUACAUUCAUUGGAUGUUUAUACGGGAGACCAUUCCAUAUUUAGAUAAAGAAACAGUACAAUUCAUUUAUGACACGAAGAAAACUGCUGAUGUAGGAAUCAUCAAACCAUCAGAAAGGUGGGAAUAUUGUUUCAAUAGUUUGCCAUUCAAUUACGGAACGUCUUUUGAAUUCAUAAAACGUCUAUUUCCUAACACGACAAAAGUAUCCGGGACAACCAUAGCUAAAGAAAUCCAACAUGAAAUUGAAGUAGAAAUGUCGAACUCCAAUUGGUUAAAUAAUGAAACAAAGAACCUGGUUAAGGAAAAACUUAAGGCAAUGAAGUUUGUAAUUGGUUAUUCAGAAUCGUAUUUUUCGAAAUUUAAUUCAAGUGAUAAAAAUAUAAAAGAUGAGAUUCCGUUAGGUCCAGAUUAUUUCGAAAAUCAAAUCUCUUUUUAUAAAUAUAUAAGUUUUACAGAAGCCAAAGAGUUUCGUGAACUAAACACCAAUGAUUCUGUACCAAUUAUUUUGUCACCACUUUCCUAUAAUGCUAUUUAUCAACCAAGCACGAAUAGUUUGAAUGUUGCAGCUGCACUAUUUUUACUUCCCACGUAUAAUUCGAAUUUACCUCAUGCGAUAAAUUACGGAUAUAUAGGUUAUAUAAUGGGUCACGAAAUGACUCAUGGAUUUGAUGUCCGAGGACGAAAAUUUGAUAAAAAUGGAAAUGACAUUUCUUGGUGGUCAAACGAAAUGAUUGGUGAAUAUGAGAAGAGGGCCAAAUGUUUUGUGGAUCAUUAUAAUAAUUAUAAAGUAGACGGAGAACUAACUCAAGGUGAAACUAUUGCUGAUACCGGAGGGUUGAUUGCAGGUUAUGGAGCUUACAAGGAAAAAAUGAAGAAAGAAAAUAUUAAAGAUAAACGUUUACCAGGAUUAGAAAACUUGGAUUCAGAUCAAUUGUAUUUUGUUUCUACGGCUUUUGUAUUUUGUGAGAGCGGAACACCAGAAUUUUUCGCACAAGAAAAUACUGGUGUUCAUCCAAACUCGAAUUUGAGAAUAAAUGGACUCAUGCCAAACGUAAAAGGAUUUAUUGAUGCAUUUAAAUGUGACAAAGAACCAAUAUGCAAAAUAUGGGAUUGAUUAGAUUCAAUUUUAUCUUAAAAUAAUAGUAGUAAUAUUUUUAAUUAUUUUUUAAUUACAAGUGAAAUUCUUCCAUGACCUUAUAAAUUUAUUUUUAUAUAUAUAUUUCGUUCUUUAGAGAAAAAAAUGGUGUUUAUAGGAAUUUAGAAAUUUUUGCGGAGAGGAAAAAAUUUUUAGUUUCUUCGAAAUAUGUUAACAAAAAAAGAAAAAAAAAUGUUCAAUUUUUGUAGAAAACAUAACAAUUUUUUAUGAACUAAUUAUUUUUUUUGGUUUAAUUUUGGACCCGACUUUUUUUCAUUCUUUUAUUUUUACAUACCUGGAAGUAUUAAGAAGGUUUUGUAUAAAUUUUUAGUAUUGGACUAAUUUGUAUUUUGAAAAAUGAAAAAAUGUUGUUUAAUCAAAUUAUUUAAACAAAAAGUAUCGUCAGAGGCCCACUCUCUGAAACUUUUUGUAAAGUCUUCUUAGUACUUCGAGGUAUGUAAAAAAAUAAAAACAAGCCGGGUCCAAAGUUAAAAAAAAUUAAUUUAUUUAUAAAAACUGGUUAUUUUUUAUAUAUAAAUGUAAAAAAAACAAUUUUUCUUCAACAUACUUCGAAAAACUGAAAAUUUUUUUUCUCGUGACAAAAAUUCAAUACUUUUAAAGUUAAGUGUCAUUAAAAAUAAUAAUAAUAAUAAUAAUAAUAAUAAUAAAAAAUACGUUUACUAUUUUUUCUGUAAAGAACGAAAAAAAAUAUGUUUAUCCAAAUUUAAGAGGUUAUUUACAUAAAUUUCACGUGGAAUUGACCAUUUAAAUAUGAGGCAAAAUUUCUCAAGUGAUCCAAUAGCAAAAAUAUGAACAUUGAAUUUUUUAGAUGGUUUUUUUCUACUCCUCCGAGUAGUGCAACAAUUUUUUUAAAAAAUUCCAGUACCACUUUUUUUGGAAAUCAAAAAUUUUUUUUUUAAAAAAAGGACAUUUUUUUUCUUUUUUUUUUACCCCUUAAAUUGAUUCUCAAAAUAUAUACCUAUCUACUUUUAAUAAAAAAAAUUAAACAAAAUGCCAUUUUUUUGUUUUUGAGAUAUUAAUUAAUUAAUCUUAUUAAAAAAACGGCAUUUUGUUUAAUUUUUUUUAUUAAAAAUAUAAAUUUUUUGAUAACAAUCAAUAAUAAUUUAUGGAUGAAGUUCAAAUUGCAACCCGUUCUAAUACACUGGAACCUCCAACCAUUGCAUCUCUGACCAUUGCAGUUGUUUACCAAAACUUGGUGGGCAGCGGCAAGAAGAGUCAGAGGGGAAAAAAUGGCGUCAGUCAAGAAAAAACAGUAACGUCACAGUUACGUGUUCUUUUAGACCCAGUUUCUUUUUCCUUUUUUCUAAUUUAAACAAUCGAUCGGAGUUAUCGAUAUUAUAAACUGCAUUAUUAUAAUUUAAAUGUAUACGUAAUUAUAUUUAUAUUUUUCUACUUUAUAAAGAAUUAAAUUAAUCUCAAUUUUUAUUCGAACAUAUAUCCCAUACAUAAGUAUAUAAUAUGUACGGCCCUGAGUGUUUCCACUUUUUGACAAAACUUUGACGUCAAGGGUAACCUCCAUCCAUUGCACAUAAGACUCGCGCGCUGCAAUAUUGUUGGAGGUUCCAGUGUAGAAGAAAAUUUGUUUUUGAAUUGAAUAAUUUUAGAAAUUUUGCCUCAUAUAAUAUGUAUAAUAAAUAUAAUAUUAAAACGAAGUGUUAAAAGUUGACAUGGUAGACAGUGGUAUAUUAUAGGAUAUAAAGGGAAGUAAAAUGUUGUAAUAAAAAGAAAAAGAAGGCGCAUUUUCAAAUGUAAAUGAAGCAAUAAUCAUAUACUCCCUCAGCAA